GAGAACGCAGGUUGGGAAUAUGAGUUCUCUUGGUUUUGUAAAUUGUAAUGUUCUUUCUUCUUCGAAAUGGAAUUUUUUUAUUCCUGGUGCGAAACAAAAAUGUUGCAUAUUUAUAAUGUAAACGUUCAGUUAAAACUAUUUAAAUAUCCCGGCUUUUUUAGCAGACGAUAUUGCGAUUCUUCCCCCGUCUCGCGUACAAAGUCUGCAUUUGUUGUCAAAUAUGGCUGCGAAGGUCCAUGUGGAUAGUAGUGUUGGUGAAAGAAGACUUCGUCCAAUAUACGAUUGGCUUGACAAUGGCAAUAACAAGAAGGCUCUGCAGGAAGCUGAGAAAGUCCUUAAGAAGCAGCCGAAUUUCCAAUGUGCAAAGGUCCUCAAGGCUCUUGCACUGCUGCGUCUUGGAAAAGAGGAUGAAUGUAUGCAGCUUCUUGAUGCUGUCAGAACUGAAAUACCAUGUGAUGACUCCACGUUACAAGCUAUGACCAUCUGUUAUCGAGAGAUUCACAAUCGUAUGCUAGCAGCUGAACGGAUAUGUGAGAUAUAUGAGGCAGCUACAAAGAAAGAACCAAAUAAUGAAGAGCUCCUGACCCAUUUGUUUAUGUCGUAUGUUCGCGUGGCUGACUACAAGAAACAACAGCAAACUGCGAUGGCACUCUACAAGCUUAAACCGAAGAACCCAUAUUACUUUUGGGCUGUGAUGAGUGUUGUAAUGCAGGCACAUAAGGCUGACGAAAAGUUGGCCAAAACUGUUGUACUCCCUCUUGCUGAGAGAAUGGUAAAGAAGUUUGUGUCUGAUGGGAAGAUUGAAGCGGAGCAAGAAGUCCAACUUUAUCUAAUGAUUUUGGAGAUGCAGGGUAAAUAUGAUGAGGCGUUACAAGUUGUGGAAGGACCAUUAGGUGAAAAGCUUAUUUCAUAUGUGUUCAUUCCUUUGAAGAGAGCUAGCCUACUCAUGAAGUUGGAAAGGUGGCGAGACACCAAUAUUCUGUACAAAUUGCUUCUAAGAGAAGACAUGGAUCGCUGGUCAUAUUAUAUGGACUACUUCACAUCUGCUCUAGCAUUGCUUGAUUCUGGGCAAAAUGAUUCUGCUAAGGUAGCAGAUUCAGUGACACCAACUGACAGUGAUGGGAGCAUUGAUGCAAGGUGGCAGGUUGCAGACUGUACACUUGAAAUGUGCAAGGAUUUUCUAUCCCUUUUACUGUCAGAGAAUGAGGCUCUCUCUAGACGGUUGCGGGGACCAUAUCUUGCCUAUCUGGAAUUUUACAGAAGACUUCAUGAAAGAGGAGACAACCCAGAAGAAUUUUUAGGUGAUAUUGUAGAGCUGUUUAUGAGGUAUUUCCGUAACUUUGGAGACAAACCGUGCUGCGUGUCAGACCUCAAGAUGUUUCUACCAUUGUUACCAAAUAAUCGCACCAAAGAUUUCAUUCAAAAAGUAAAUGAAACAGUUGGCCUCAGAGAAGGAGAACUCCCAUCAUCGAUCAGACGAAUGCAGCAACACAUCAGCAGUGUUCAGUUGAGUCGUUGUGUGGGCUGUCAUAUGGACCUCAACGUGGUAGACAAGCUGGCAUUGGCAUCAUCUCUGCUUCAAUACUAUGACCAUGGACACACCUUUAAUAGAGAUGUUCUGCAGACGGAAUUUGCGUGUAAUGAUCCAUACGCUCUCUUGGCUGCACACAUUCUGUAUGAUGUUUGGGUAGACACGGGGAGCAGUCAGCAUAUUUAUGAUGCCAUUCUAGUACUUGAAUAUGCACUUACUGUCAGUCCAUCAAACUUCCACAUCAAACUCUUGUUACUGCGAUUCUACACCAUAUUAGGGGCUGGAGGUGCAGCUCAUCGAGUCUAUGAACUGUUGGAUGUGAAACACAUGCAGCUUGAUUCUCUUGGGUAUUAUCACUGUAACCAUAUUUUUGUUACUGGUCAGUUGGCGGCAACUUCAGCACUAUAUGAGGCAACACUCAAGUUUUUUACUGGAAACUAUAAAGACAGUGCAGAUCACCUGACAUUCUCUUAUAAAUUUGGUUCCUUUCUGAAGAUCGAAGAAUUUGUUGAGUUUCGAGAAAGGCUGAAAAACUCACUACAUUAUGCGCUUGUUACUAUUGAAAGAAUUCUCUUUGAGCUGGUUAUAAGUAAAAACUUUUUGGAUACGGUUAAGUAUAUAGAAGGGAUGGAUGUGACACCUGAGAAAGAUAAAGUGGAUUGGGAUAACCUCCAGGACAAUCGGGAUGUGCAAGUAAUCACAUCAUGGGAUCCUCACUUAAGGCAAGUCUCGAAGGAAAUUGAACAUCAAAUCUUUUUGGAUGAUAUGUCAUUCCUGCGUAUCCGGAAUUUGACGGUUCGGUGCUUGGCAGCGGCUGUGGAUAUUGGUUGUGCUAAUGAAAGCAAUUCACCAGACCCGAAGCAGCAGCACCAUUCAGACAAUGUCGAACCAGUUAUGAAUGGCGAGAUUAAGGACGAUGCGAUAAGUGUUCCUCGUUAUGAAACAUUUGUCAAAAUCUGUGAUGAACUGCUCAGUCUGUACGAAAGUUUUACAGCGAAUCCCACUAUUCAAGUCUCUCAGAACGUAAUUGGAGCGCCGUUACCAUCUCGUCUGUAUGGUUACUUGGCUUCUUCAUCAUGCUGUGUACUGUUGGAAUUGUUUGGUCUUAUUAAAUUGCUUAUACAAGACAAUGAAGACGAAUCAUUGACAAAAAUGGCCAGUACAGCAGCAGAAUUGGUUACUUCUGCGGUCCGAAAAGCCAGUGGAAUGAUUAAAGUCCAUGGUUCAGACGGCACAGAUCAACUUGCUGGGAGGAGAGGAGUAUUGGAAUAUGUAGUCAACACAGUUGAGAUGAUUAGCUUCGCUGCCAUAUUGUGUGGUGUUGGGCAUAGUCUGGUGAGGCCGUUUAAAGCUACAUUAAUUGGGAAGAGUAAGAAGAAAAAGAAAAAUUGCAACAACCAACGUAAUCAGCAGUCACAAUUGAGAAGGAUAGAAGUGUUAAACAAACUUGUAUCAGAACUUCAGGGUGCAGCAGAAGAACUGGAUUCUGCAUUGGAGUACUGGGAAUCACUCCCACCAACUCUGUCUGUCAUCUCAAUUUUUGCUGAAGACCUGCCAUCACACCUACAAGCACUGUGUCUCUUUGAAAGUGAACAUGGUAAUCAGAAUGGUUGCUGUAACUCAACACGAAGUGGUCUUGGAUCAGCUGUGGACACAAAACUAUAUGAUAGCCAUAUGUCUUCACUUAGAGAGAUUCGGAAUCUGCUGCAAGUGAAAAUAAAGUAUCUAUCCAGUGUAAAGAUUUAACGAUAAAUUUACUCGGCCUGAAAUCUAAUGCAUGUGGAAGCAUUAGUUGUGAAAAGGUUUUUGUUGAAAUUUGUUGCAGUGGAAAAAUGUUCAUUUAUUGGUAGAAGUAUGUGGUUUUGCAGUGCAGAAGAAUGUUAUAAUGGGAGAAAUAUGUGCAAAUCUUCUGUUUUAUAAUAUAUUUCAAACAGAUAGCGCAUGAGGAUACAGCUUUAAGCAAGAAAAAGUGUCUUAUUAUCAUAUUUUGUUAUGUACAUUGCCUGCCUGUAUCUUAUGGUGGCAUAAAAGUUUUAAGCAUUUUCUGGUAUUUUGCACACUGAAGUUGUAUUUGUACCCUUCUGAUCAAAGUUGUAUAUGUUUAUUACAGUACUGUUAUAUAAAGUAAAAAGUAUGGAAACUGACAUUUCUGGGUCACUGAGUGGUCUGAAUUUCUUCUUCCUUGUGUACUCUAGGCAAUGUAAACCAAGAAGUUUUUACCUGUAGAGGAUAUUAUCAUAUUAAUUGCACUUCUGGAUGCAGUUUCAUCAUUUUGCUUAUAUAUAGGAUUAUCAGGAAGCCAGGUACAUGAGCUCUGAUACAGUUUUAUUUGUGUCAAAAAUUACAAUAUGACUGUAGCAGUUACUGAAAAUGUGAGAGUUGACUGAGUAAUUUUUGAAAUGCAUAUUAUAGUAUUUUGUUUUACUUCUGUUGUGUGAGGAUUGUAUUGCACACAUAUUUUCAAAAUCACCAAAGUUAAGUCACAUGAUGGGUCCAGAGGGGGAGCCACCAGAAAUAAUGAUGUCUCUAAGGAAGUCUUGCAGCAUUUUCAUUGUUGAGUUUGUGGAAUGAGCUGUUACUCCAUCCUUCUGAAAUCAGCGGUUUUGUUCCUCAACUUCCAGAAGAGGAACUAAUCACUUCAUCAGUUGUUGGUAGCAUUAGGUUUUUACAGUAUUCCUGAAGAAAGGAGGGCUGAUGUCAAUGUGAAACUCUACAUCUCACUCAAACAUUUAAUUAGUGUGAAUAUGUGUGCUUUAUUCAGGAAUGUAAACUGUCAUAUUUUGAGAAGAAUGUAAGUGUAUGAUUCUAUCACAGAAGGAUGCAAAUAAAAGAAAUUUGUAUCAGUUUGAUGUACCUUUAGUGUUAUGAAACAGUUGACACAUAAAACUAUCUUUUGUAGGACUACUGUAAAUAUGGUGUUAUAGUUGUGUGAUGUGUUAAUGGAUAAGUUCUGGAAAGGUCAAAAACUAAAACUGUUCCUUAGGUAAACUAAUUUAUUUUUACUGAUAUGAAUAAAGAUUCAUAGUAGGUUUACUUUCUUAGAAGUUUGUACUUUAUUGUCAUUUACAUUUCUUAUAUUCUCAGUCCUAAGAGCAUCAACUUUUCUAUUUAAGUAAUUGAACCCAUUUGGCAGUCUUAAUUAACACAUUGUGAUAUCAGAACUGAGUUGCGUGUGUGUGAUACAGAAUGUACUGUUAAUAGAACAAACCAGGAAAGUUGUUCAAAUUUUAUGGUUAAACAUAGCUGGAAUACGUGCCUUAAUGCAUGUUCAGGUGCAGAUGGCUUAGUUAUAUUUCAGCAUGGCUUCCAACAAAUAUAAUAUACAAAAAUUAUGAAAUUCUUCCACAAUGAUUUUAUUAAUCUGGAUAAUUACAGUACAGCAUAAUAUAUCAUUAUUACAACUGCCAGGCUUCAAAGUGAAAUUGCUGCAAGAAACACAAUUGUGUGUAUGUAUAAAUAAAUCCAUUGUUACUUGUAGGUGAUGCAGAUAAUUUUACAGAAAAGUGAAAAUAAACUUUAAGAAGAUCUUGCAUUGGAAAGAAUAAAUGGGUUUUACAUUGUGUGUGAUUUGCUGUAAAUUUAUGUUCUGUCCUCUAUGCUAUCUGUUUGUGUAAACUGUAACGUUGUAUUUUUCCAUUUGGGAUGUUGCACACAUGUUCUGAGAGAUGUUACCAUUUGGAUCCUGUAGUAUUAUAGUAAGAGCACUUAUAUUUAUGCUUAUUAAGUAAGGAGGAUUGCAACUGUAUUAGAACAGCCAAUGAUGAUAAUGCAGUGCCCUCUGUUGUUUGGAAAGUACUAUACGUUGUGUCGUAACAUCUAUACAAAAGAGUCCAGAAGUUUGAAUUUUACAUAUAAAAUGAGAGCCACAUAGAAACUUCCUCCAGCAACUAAGAAUAAGUUUUACGGUAAUAUAAAUGGUAUUUUAUGGACACACUUGCUACAUACAUAGAAUUUUGAUAGCCAUUAUAUGCUGACAUAAAAGGCUGAAAAUUAAAUAUUUGUAAUUAAUGAAAGUCUCUUUGAGAUCAUAAGCUAGUGUAUUAUGGAGACCCUACACUGAUAAAUAUAUAACACAUUUGUUUCAUGUUUAUUAUUGUUCACAUAAUUACCUCAGAAUUUUUUUUAAAAAAAAUAGAACUCUUUUUCAGAUCUUGUAAAUGGCUUUUAUAAAUAGUUGUCUAAUGUAUUCUUGGUUCUUUUACAUGCAGUAUAUCCAUUCACAGAAUAAAAUAUGAUGACAGAAUGAAGAUUUGUUUUAAAUGAGCAUGCAAAGAAGUAGAAGCUUCUUUUUCUUUCUUGCAAGGUUUGGGCCCAGUAGACCUGUUUAGAGGUUGCAUAAACUGUUACAAAGUGGAAGCAGAAUUUUUAAUUAGAAUGCAGACUGGUUUUUCAUCGUUAAAAGUAUGUUGUAGAUAAAGAAAAUCAAUACAGAAUGACUAGAAAAUGCUGUUUUAUUUUUCUUUUCUCUGAGUAGUAACAUACAUAAACUACAAAUGUGAACACACUUUAAGGGCCCAGUGUUAGGGUUUACUGUAAAAGGACACAGGAUGAGGGUUAAAUUCUUUUCUAAUUAGAAAAAGUAUUUUCCAAUUUUUCUUCAUAUACAGACAUUGACUGGAAGCAUCUGUGAGAUCACUUUAUUUUCUUUUUAAGUCUUCUGCAGAUGAAGUUGCAGUUAUGCUGGCAAAAUAUUUUGGUUUUGAUUGUGUCAUAUUAAUUGGUAGUUUAUCUUACGUAUAUUUGUGAUAUUCACACACUAUCAAAUAACAAUGAAAACGGAAUAAAAAAGAGUAAAGGAGUAGAAGUACUAUUUUUGUUUCAAGUGUAUGAAUCACUAGGUCCUAAUUUAAAAAAAAGGUCUUUAUGUUGUUUUUUUCAGGACUACAGCAGUAUCAGGUAUAGUACGCGGCUGUAAUCUUGAGACUUGCAAGGAAUGCAGGAAGUCUGAAGGGUUAAAGGCUGACGCUAUCUUUCCUCCUUCCUCCUUCACCCCACUUCCUCACAAGUCUCAAGAUUACAGUCUUAUACUGUACUUGAGAGUUUUAUAAUUAUACAUUACUUAAAUGAUAAUGUAAACAUAUGUAUCACAGGAAGGACCUUUAGAAGUACUAGUACUAGAAGCAAUCAUACAUUUUGUUCAAAACAGAACUCUCUCAGUACUGGCGAAAGUGUUGGAGAGGCUAUUGUUUAAUGUCGUAUUUAUCAUCAGUAGAUGCCAAAUUUAUUUUUUCUAAGUUAAUAUAAAAGGAUUACUUAAAGAUAAAUAUAAAAUUGGUGUAUAUGUGGACAUAACUUGUACAUAAAUACUGCUUCUUGAUCAAUCAUAUUAUUUUGUUCUUUUAUUUUUUGAUAACCUUUGAUAUAACAAUCUUCUUGUUUCAUGCCUUUAGGAUGUGCUCAUUUUAUAUUAAUGCCAAUGUGUGUGCAACAUUCUAUGUCAUGUGUAAUGUAUGAAAUGAAAAAUACCAAUCAAUGAACAUGAUUAUAGUUCAGUUUUCAGAAUUCUUCCAGUACAGGUUUUCAGAAUUUGUUACAUCUAUCUGGAUAUUAUACACAAGAUUUUAUGUUCCCAUGGCAGUGAAGGUGUCAUUGUUGGUUUUUGUGGGUGGUAAUGCCAUGUGGACUUGUAAGUAGAUCCCAUCAUUUUGGAGGAAAAUAACUGCCAUCAGCAUUACAUUGGUAUGUACCUACAAGUUUACAUGGCAUUACGACCAAGAAGACCAACAUGCUGUACAUGUACAGAUUAAUUAUAGCUAUUUUUUGUAACUGUUAUAUCUGAAGACUUGAUAUUUGUAUUCCUAUUUCUGGACUUAUGAAAUUAUAUGAUCAGAUACAAAUUAUAUUGGUGGAGGUUCAUUUACUGUGAUAUGUAUAAAAUAUAUAUGUAACAUAUAAGUAUAGGAUUAAUAAUUUCUGUUUAUGUUAUGAAAAUGAGCACCUGAUCACUUGAUGAGAAUUUUCAAGUUUUCGUAUUGUUAGCAAGAUGAUAGGAGCUAGAUGCCAGAGUGAGCUAUGGUAUCACUGCUUUGGUAUCAUUUUGUUCAUUUUAUGUAGUUGGUAACCAUAUGUCUCAAAAUUCCAAACGUCUGAUGCAGUUCUUGUAGGUUUUUGCAACUAUAGUUCAGUUUGUAACUUUGGCUUCCGGGUGAAAGCUACACCGAAAUGUUGUUGAAGAAUGAAUAUUUGACAUGCCUGCCACUCAAAAGCUGAAGUCAUAUGUCAGUUGCAAUAUUCAGUGUCUUGAAUAAGACUGUACUUAAAACAUGCUCUAGUAGACAGUGCAUUUACAUGAAACAUGACAUUGAUUCAAGUUCAAAAUUGCAUUUUAAUUUAUACCAUUUCUCAGGACACAUUAUAAGAACAGCAAAUUCUGGACUACUUUCUCAGUACUAUAAGACAUAAUUCAUUAAAUAUUAAACAAGAUGAGAUAAUACAAGGCAUUUUUAUAUUUUGAUCAUGGGCUACAUAAUUUUAAACCAUAUUAACCCCCUGAAGUAAACACCUUGCUGUCAUAAUGAGAUUAAGCAACUAUAGUGCUAUGACUUAAAGGUAACAGUAUUAUGAAUAGUCUUGAACAAUGUGUUAGAAAUUAUACUGCACAUAUUCCAAGCACUUUCGUGAUAUACAGUUCUAUCGUAAAAUACUUAAAUAUCAAUAAUUUGUACAUAGAUACUGGUAGAAUUCAGAAAACUGUUCUACCACUGCUUGUUUCUCAAGGGUGGUCAUAUAAAGAAAAAAUAUAAUGUAUAUGAAUGAUAUGUUUACACUGAUAAAUGACUGUCAAGUCAGUAAGGGUAAAAAGAAUUCCGUCUUCUGAAAUGUUGGUUAACAUCGACCAGACUACACAGCGCAACAACCCAGAAGACGGAAUUCUUCAUACUCACCGCUGUGAAAACCUCAAAUCCUACACAGUAAGGGUAAGAUUAUCAAUUGGUCUGAUAUUGACAGUGAAUAAGAAUGGAAUGGGAAAUUUAUGAUAUCACAGGCUGUUUUGAAAAAAAAUUAUAGUUUUAUUUGUAAACAUCUUUCUGAAUCAUUUACACAUUCAUCAUGUAUGUAUAUGUGUGCAUGUACUGUAUAUAUGCGUACAUAUGUAUGUGCUUUCAAAAAUUUUCAGUCAUUAUUUAAUGGACAGUUUUAGUAUACUUAUUAACUCAGUCAUUUCAAUCAAAAAGUAAGUGAAUUAUCAUUUAUCCUGAGAAAGGACCUGUUAUGUAUAAAUGCAUCAGCACAAAACACAGAUGACUUGAAUGAAUAACACUUAUUAGGUGAUGUAAGUGAAUUGUCUGUAUUGAUUAUUUUUCUGUGGACCUGUUCUACUACUCCACAUCAUCGUAUAACUUCUAGUUAUAUCCAUUAUGCAAAUGAUUCAGAAUGGUGACAGUGGAUUUUAAGUGACAGCCAACAAUUUGAUAACAGGAAGUUCCUGGUUGAAAUGGCAAUUUAAUAAGCAUUACUGAAAUUGAGAAUCGAGGGGUUUAAUUCACUCUUUAAAACCCAGUUGUAAUUGUAUGUAUUACCUACUUUAAUAAUAUUUAUGGGUUCUGUAUUAUUCUGAGAGUAAACAGCACAAGCAGUUGAUUUUUUGCAAAUGAGGUAUGAUAUGUUUUCUUUGAGGUAAGAAUUGAAGUCAAAUAUAAUUUUUAUGAACUGUGGAUGCAAAGGAUUAAGGGACUUGAUGUAGACAGAGAGGAGUUAUAUUUGCUAAUGUGUGAUGGUAUGGGGUGGACCAGUCUGUAGUUACCAAACUUAUAUGAUUGCAUCUUCUAUUUCUGACUUACAAAUGCCGAAUCAAAUUACAUAGCUAAACACAGUUUUAUAGUCAGUGAUGCCUUAAUGAUUUAUUGUUUUCUUUCAGUUCCGUACUUACAAGCCUCAGGCUGUAUGGUGUUCAUAAUAAUUCUCCUUGUGCAGCUAUUCUUAUAUUUGUGAUAAAAGCGUAACAUCUUUACGGAUUUGACGAAUUAAUGUGCAUCCCAAUUUUAUAGAAAAUUCACACACUCACAUAAUUUCAUCUAUAUUUAAACAUUUCUGAUAAGCAGAGUUCUAUUCCUAGAUAUUGCAUGUGAAUUUGUCUGAUAUAACAACUCAUUUUUUUUAGAAAGAACUUGAAGAUUUGUUUGUGGGACAGUGCACUUUAAAAAGAUUUAGGUGGUGUCAAAACUGGACUGUAGCUUCCUAAACCAAAGCAUGGAAAGUUUUUAGAAUUAACUAAUAGUUAAUUCUUAAUUAGUUUUAAUUUUUUUAUGAAUAUUCAGUUCUGCAAGUAUGAAGUAAUAUAGCUUUAAACUGCAUGGCUUUAUUCCUGCUACAGUUGUUUUACAAAGUUUAUAGAAAAUAUAAAUACAAAAUUUGUUAUCUUUCUUAAGCUCCACAUGACAGGUGGAAAUACUGUUGAGUGUACUUAAGUGCAACUACAAACAUCUGAUUUUUGGAUGUUUCUUAGGUGGUUGAAUUUGUGUAUGCAAACAGCAAAAAAAAAAAUUGAAUAAUAUUUUUUGCUGGAAGCUGCAGUGAGUUGAAACAGUCAGUAACUGUGGUUAUGUAAUACAUUAGAUUUAACAAAUGUAGUGCCACCAUAUUUUUUGUGGCUAUCUGCCACCUCUAAGCCGAAAUUAAAAACAAAUAAGGAAUUUUUAGAGGAUUUCUUUUAAAUAUGGAGAGAGACAUUUUUAUUGAUAAAUUACAAUAAUAUCCUGCAUGUUUAAGGACAAAGGCAGACAGUUUUCUAAUGGUAUGAAGGUACAGGUCGUUGUUUAUGGAUGUUUUAUACAUAUUCAUCUCUGGUAUAAAUAAUGUUAAGAUGAGAGAUGUGUACCUUCCCUCUGUCUACGUCUUUCUGUAAAUUGUAUAGUUUGUGCAAAGAAAAUGUGAUUUUAUGAAUAUCUCAUUCCUAUAAGUUUUCCUCACUCAUAAUGAGACUUGUGAAUAUUCUUCAGUAAUAAUACUUAAUGAUUUUGGUACAACACUAUAGUGUUUUUCUUACAUGUACGGUUCUUAUUGUGUGCUGUACAGAUGUAUACAGACUGACUUUUGUCUUUCGAUAAAUGGUUCUAAUUGCACUAAUUUAUACUUUUGUGGAUAUGAAAGAGAUUGUGUAAUUUACUAUUACUUGCCUUCAGUUUAGUUAUGAUCCAAUUUAUUUCAUUGUUUUGGGUGUGUACAGCAUUAGCCAAAAGUCAUUCCUUAUAGGAAAGAUUAUAAUUUUGUGUUAUUUUAUAUAAUGAAGUACCCUAUGGGAAUUUCUGAAAAUGUAAUUUUUAAUUGUCUUCUUAAUUUUGAAGGUAUACUGCAAAGAGAGAAAUGUACUGUAGAGACAUUAAUUUGUAUGAAACUUAUAAGGUGUGAUUUUUGCAGUGCCCAUUGAGUUUUUAAAUUUAAAAUCUAAUUAAACUAACUUGCAGAGUUACACAUUUCAGAUACUGUAUUGCUUUGUUUGCAGAGUAAUUUUACUUUGUUGUUAUUUGUAUUAGUAGUGUUCAGUGCUCCAUAAAAUGUUAUGUUUAAUUUUACACUUUUAGACAUCUCAGGUGUAAACAUCUUUGCAUCUCAGCACCUGACAUUUUUUCAAUAGCAGUGUUGUUAGGAUUGCAUUGAAGUAUACUUGAAGCAGAUGUUGA
Zootermopsis nevadensis is the source of this 11151-nucleotide messenger RNA. The record is from RefSeq and is a predicted model, not a curated record. NCBI's taxonomy places the organism in Eukaryota, Metazoa, Arthropoda, Insecta, Blattodea, Termopsidae.